This is a messenger RNA of Nymphaea colorata (pocket water lily), 1206 nucleotides long. Its product is annotated as glutathione transferase GST 23-like. Gene Ontology annotation, cellular component: cytoplasm. Gene Ontology annotation, molecular function: glutathione transferase activity. Bases 116 to 868 code for a protein of 250 amino acids. The transcript is spliced from 2 exons. Lineage: Eukaryota; Viridiplantae; Streptophyta; Magnoliopsida; Nymphaeales; Nymphaeaceae. Gene Ontology annotation, biological process: glutathione metabolic process. The record is from RefSeq and is a predicted model, not a curated record.
UAGAAAGUCCCCAUUUCUAGAUUCGUCCGUGGAAAAACUUUCUGCAAGGUAAAGACAAGAGGUUUGAAGUAGCGAUAAAGUAGCUUGAUCUCCAAGCCUGCUGGCUUAUAAAUAGAUGAGGCCUUCAGCACCAGGGACCAAGUGCAGCAGAUCUUCCGAAGCGAGAGAAACACUUUUCGUUUCCAAGACAAACAAAAUGGGCAGCGAAGAUGUUGUUCUGUAUGGCACAUGGAAUAGCCCUUUUGUCAUCAGAGUGAAAUUGGCCCUGAAAUUGAAGGAGGUGGAGUACCAAUACGUUGAAGAAGACCUGUUCAACAAGAGCCCCAUGUUGCUGCAGUACAACCCAGUUUACAAGAAGGUCCCGGUGCUCGUGCACGCCGGAAAACCGAUAGCGGAGUCGACUGUGAUCCUCCAAUACAUCGAUGAAGUAUGGCCGCAAAAUCCAAUCAUGCCCGAGGACCCCUACGACAGAGCCAUGGCCAGGUUCUGGGCCAAGUUUCUUGAUGAAAAGUGUUUGGACGGCAUGUGGGCUGCAAUUGGACCUUUUACAGAUGAGCCGGGGAAGAACGUGGAGCCUGCUCUGGCAGCGUUUCAGGUGCUAGACGAUCAUCUGAGAGGCCGGAAAUUCUUUUCCGGCGAGACCGUUGGAUACGCCGACUUAGUCGCGGGGUGGAUUCCUCGCUGGCUGGCGGCGGUGGAAGAGGUUUCGGGCACAAAGCUACUUGAUCCUGAAAGAUUCCCGUCACUUCACGCUUGGGCCUGCAAUUUUCUCGAGGUUCCGAUCCUCAGGGACAACCAAACUCCUCAUGACAAGCUUGUUGGACGCAUGAAGGAGUACAGGGAGAUGUAUUUGGCUAAGUUAAAGUGAGCACGCGGUGUUCCGUUCACCGGCCACAGUCCUGCAAGCAACCAUGAUCAUUCUCUUGUGUGGUUAUCGUCAUGUCUACCUUAUCAGUUGCCCAUUUGGAUGAUUGACAGAAAAACACGAAGUAAAAAGUAAAAAAUGAUACAAAAAGAUGAAAAUGUUCAUCACUUUUUUUCAUUGUUUUUUCUGUUAACUUUAUAUCAUUAUGGAUCGAAUGGCCCUAGUUAAAUGAUUGUAUUGUCAAUAUCUGUUCUCCAAAUAUAUUGUUAUAUGAACGUGCGAUUCACUGAUGGGUGCCUAAUUGUUGGGCAUUUUCCCCCAGUUGGAUCAUUACUUCAAAU